GCUAUCGGUGUUAGCGCGUGAUUAAGUUAACUGAUACUGAGCACGGCUCACGCGCUAUUAUAGCGGUAGCUCAUGCCAUAAGCACAACAUCUCUAAUGCAGUAAAAAACGAUUUCUACCGUACUUCCCGUUCCAUAAUGUAGUAUACCACUAAACACUAGCAGUAUGUCAUAGUUAACUGAAAUCAUGCCGUUUUUUACCUGUGGAUUAUUAGCGAAUCGUGGAUCAUUAGCGAUUAUUGUUGUUCUUUGCAGCUUUGCCAUCAGCAGUGGAUUCCGUUUGCUGGAUGAAUAUUGCGGCGACACCUUGUCCCUGUCGUCCUGCUUCGUGAACGAUUCCGUCUUGAUCGACGAUAGCCGUCAACUGUCCUUCUUCAACCUGUCCGCUUUUCAGCGUUGCGCCGUUAUCGUGGAGCUGAAUGCCUGUGAUGAUACGCCAGCGGCUUUGUAUUUCAAUAUCCAGGAAGCCGAGCUAGCGCCCGGCGCUUCUGUGGAAAUCUGGCAGUUGGACCCCGUGCCCAGCGCCCGCGUCCUUCUGAAACGGAUCCCCGGCGGCCGCAGCUCGGGGAACGCCAGUCCGCGCUCGGUCGACCAAAUCCUGACCAGCAUGACCAGCCGCCCGCGGGUCCUGCUGGUGUAUCAAACGGCGGAGUACCGACCAAAGUACCACGUUACCUUUACGUGGAGCGCUGUUUACAACGACACAUUCAGCCACGACGGGCCAACGUUGGCUUUCUGUCCAGCACUGGACGGGUACGUCGAUCGGGAUUUAUUGUGCGGUCAGAUGGAGAUCGUCGUCUGUCCCACUCAGUUCGUUGCCGACGUUAGCGCACCAAAUCCGGUUAAGGCGAUGGAUUUACGCGAGUGUGAAGACAAAAAUGAAAUGCAGGUUAUUUUCGAAGAACGCUUUCGUACCACAACGCUCAACGCUUCAAAGUGGAACGUUGCCGAUUACUUGGAUGACUGGGAUUCGGUGUACGUCGCACCCGAAAACGCGCAAAUUAUUAACGGACGCCUAACGCUUCCUAUCCAAAUUAACGAUGGGAAAGUAACGGUCGGUCGACUCAACAGAACCGGCAAAAUUCGCUUUCGCUACGGUGAUGUUGAAUUCCGCGCGAAACUCCCGCGUUCACCGCAGCUCAGAACAUGGAGUUCGUUCGGUCUGGGUCGCGCGGAUUGUGACGCGAACUGCGAAGAAAAUAUCGAAAUUCUAAACGCCCGAAACGACUUCCCCAGCCGCGCAGUCGUGAAUGUUUUACUCCCGUUGCUCAGGAAGCCGUUUACCGAGGUGUUCAGCCCCGACAACGAAUGGACGGACGAUUUUCACGAGUACCGAUUAUCGUGGACAGAGAAAGCGGUGACAUGGUACGUAGAUCGAAAAAUGGUCAGCCGUGCGGCGUUCGCCGACAAACUGUACUUUCCGCGGGACUUCGCUGAGCUGGCGUUCUACACGAGCGCCGUCAACCAAACCGAUUCGAACGCCGCGGAAUUACUGAUCGACUACCUCGUGGCGCCACUGCGUACACGCGAUGCCGUCAAAAUUCCUCCCGUACUAUCGACAUCGACAAGCGUUCCUGCGUGGGUGUGGACAUCGGCCGCCGGGUGUCUCGGGUUCGUCGGGCUCGUAACGGUGAUUGUGGGAAUGGUGUGCCUAGUGAAGCGCAGACGGUCCGCCCGCAUUAACCGACUGAUAUUUUCUACGGCUCUCGUUCCGGAAAAUGUGAAGGUUGUGUAUGAAAAUACGGUGUGUGGGAAAUCUGUAUAGUGAAAUAAAUGUAUGUAGUAUACCCCAACUGAUACUGAAGCCAGAUGCGUACUGAAACGGAUCACGUGUUCCGACUAGUGAAAUUUCAUAUGAUUAAUUUACAGUGCGAUCGCUUCCGUCUCUUUUUACACCACUUCUUUCAGCUAAUAUCUUAUACCGUAAUUAUCGAAUUUGUGGCCCUGGGGUGCAAAUAGUUCGAAUGCCAU
Molecule: messenger RNA, 1969 nt
Organism: Paramacrobiotus metropolitanus
Lineage: Eukaryota; Metazoa; Tardigrada; Eutardigrada; Parachela; Macrobiotidae
Exons: 5
Coding region: 186-1763 (525 amino acids)
Biological process (GO): carbohydrate metabolic process
Molecular function (GO): hydrolase activity, hydrolyzing O-glycosyl compounds
Source: RefSeq, a predicted model, not a curated record